This is a messenger RNA of Dimorphilus gyrociliatus, 1354 nucleotides long. The record is from the annotation of a GenBank genome assembly. NCBI's taxonomy places the organism in Eukaryota, Metazoa, Annelida, Polychaeta, Dinophilidae.
CAUGCCGGUUAGGAGACUAAGUCAUAGAAUAAUCUUAGUUUUGACUCUGCUAUUUCUGAUAAUUAUUUGUAUGAAAUUUACUGCUCUAGAAAGAUAUACAAAAUAUGGAAAUCAAGCGUUAACCUACUUCAACUUUGAAUCUCAUGAAGGCUAUGAAUACAAGAUCGAACCGAAAGACAGCGGCGAAUGGCACAUUUGGAGGAAUCACAGCAAUGUUAUUUACAUUCAUAGAGCUAUAUAUGAUUCAAGAAAUUUUUCACGAUGGCAAACACCGGCUGUUACCUUAAUGGUUUUAAGUAAUACUCAAAGACAUUCGGAUUUAGGAACAAUCAUAUGUUCGUACACCAUUUCCAACAAAACUGUCAGCAGAACCGCUAAAGUUAUAUUUCCUGUUUCCGGUUUCCGUUAUAAGCUUACUAAUUUGCAAGAGUUUGCAAUUCAAUGUCCAGUUGAUGAUAUUUAUCCUAUACCCACAUUUAUUACUGUUAGUCGAGGUGUUGAUUCUGCAAUUUUAAAAAUUGAGAGACCCUAUCCUGGUAAUGAGGCUAUAACCGUUUGCGUACCACUAGUCUAUGGUUCAUUCGAUGCGGGAAUGCUUAUUGAAUGGUUUGAAUAUCUGAAAUUUUUCGGUGUUAGUAUGGUUGAAAUUGCUAUGUGGGAAGUACCAAGUAGUGUUAGCCAAAUUUUUGACUAUUAUGAAAAACAAGGCUUUCUCCUGGUGAAUAAGAUGGAAAUUCCAUUCAAAAUAGACCUUUACGAGCCGGAUAACGAGCGUCUUCCUAGUAGCAAACCAAAAUUUUUAAAAGCAUUUGUGCCUAUUGCUUUGCACGAAUGCUUAACGAUGAAUGCAUUAAGAUCUAGAUAUAUUCUAUCACUAGAUUUCGAUGAAUUUAUCUACCUAAAUAUAUCGGUUUUUCCAAGUUUCAUUGAACUUGUCGACAGUUAUGUUGGUAACAAAAAAACAUCAACUGUUCAAGUACAAACCGGAAAGAUAAAAUUUGACGUCACUUGCGGACGCAAACUAUCAAGUCCUCAUUUUAUAAUCUCUCAUAAAUUUAGAGAAGACUUUUCAGUAAUGACAUAUAAUGACAAUCCAAAGUCAUUUAUGAGUACAAGUAACUGUCCGUUUAUAGGAAAUCAUUACUGUAUGUGGAGAAAUGAACGUUUUCAAAAGCAUUAUUUAAGAGUGCCAACAAGUCAUGCAUUUAUAGCUCAUUUUAGAAAACAUGUUUAUUGUUUAAAAAAGGUUGCCAGAUACGCAAUGGACACAACUUUAACGGAGAUUGAACCAUUUUUAGUUGAAAAUUUUAAUAAAGCAAAAGAAAAGCUGGGACUUUUAAUUAACAAAAAUUGA